This is a messenger RNA of Trifolium pratense (red clover), 669 nucleotides long. RefSeq lists its product as uncharacterized. The transcript has 3 exons. NCBI's taxonomy places the organism in Eukaryota, Viridiplantae, Streptophyta, Magnoliopsida, Fabales, Fabaceae. The record is from RefSeq and is a predicted model, not a curated record. The coding region runs from base 1 to 669 and encodes 222 amino acids.
AUGCCUUUCCUUUCUGUAAUAACUGGAACACCAAUUUCAACUUUUGUUAUUGUCAAAAUUUCGGAUCAGUUAUAUCCUGAGGUUGAACCCACUUUUGCUGCGCGACAAUACCAAAAACUGAAAAAAAAGUGGCAUGUUUUCAACAAUAAUGAAUCAUCGACAACAUUGGGUUUCAAUAGAGAUUAUAUUAAUCCACUUAUCCAAACAGGAUGGGCCGAAUUCAAAACUCUCAAUAAUCUACCCAACAAUGUUGAAAUUACGGUUGGACAUUACGGACCAAGAAUAUUCAACCUAAUUUCAUACAAAGAAAUAUCUCUACCUACUGAAAUUCCAUCUUUCCACAGCCGAAGUAUUAAACCAAAUGAAACUAUUUUUUUUGAGAUUCUCAUGACUCCUGAAAAUAUCACAGCAACAAAAUUGAAAUUGCAAUACAACUUUGCAAACUUCUUAAGAGAACAUAUGUUGUACUUUCUUUUACUCAUAGGAGAUAAUGGGUUUAAAGAGGAUUGCUCAGUUAAUGAUUUUCAUGAUUCAAAAAACACUUCAUUAGGAAACUCAUGGAACAAAUUCGCUGCAAGUCAAUAUUUCAAAAUUGGGGACAUCGUUCGUUUCAAAUUCGAUCUAUCAAAUUUAAAUGGAAACUGCAAAGUCUACAAAUUGGGUGGGUGA